This is a messenger RNA of Porites lobata, 1160 nucleotides long. The record is from the annotation of a GenBank genome assembly. NCBI's taxonomy places the organism in Eukaryota, Metazoa, Cnidaria, Anthozoa, Scleractinia, Poritidae.
AGAAACACGGAAAAACAGGGAGAAUCAGGGGAAAACAUAGAAAAACACUGGAAAACACUGAGAAUCAGGGGAAAACAUAGAAAAACAUGGAAAAAGAGGGAGAAUCAAGUUAAAACAUAGGAAAACAUGGAAAAACAGGGAGAAUCAGGGGAAAACAGAAAAACAUGGAAAAACACGGAGAAUCAGGGGAAAACAUAGAAAAACAAGGAAAAACAGGGAGAAUCAGGGAAAACAUAGAAAAACACGGAAAAACAUGGGAAAACAGUGAGAAACAUAGAAAAACACGGGAAAACAGAGGAAAACGUAGAAAAACACGGAAAAACAUGGAGAAACCGGGGAAAACACAGAAAAACAAGGAAAAACAGGGAGAAUCGGGGGGAAAACAUAGAAAAACAUUGGGAAACAGGGAAAAACAUAGAAAACAUGGGGAAACAUGGAGAACCAGGGGAAAACAUAGAAAACACGGGAAAACAGGGAGAAUCAAAAAACAUAGAGAAACACGGAAAAACAGGGAGAAUCAGGGAAAAACAUAGAAAAACACUGGAAAACACUGAGAAUCAGGGGAAAACAUAGAAAAACAUGGAAAAAGAGGGAGAAUCAGGUUAAAACAUAGGAAAACAUGGAAAAACAGGGAGAAUCAGGGGAAAACAGAAAAACAUGGAAAAACACGGAGAAUCAGGGGAAAACAUAGAAAAACAAGGAAAAACAGGGAGAAUCAGGGAAAACAUAGAAAAACACGGAAAAACAUGGGAAAACAGUGAGAAACAUAGAAAAACACGGGAAAACAGAGGAAAACGUAGAAAAACACGGAAAAACAUGGAGAAACCGGGGAAAACACAGAAAAACAAGGAAAAACAGGGAGAAUCGGGGGAAAACAUAGAAAAACAUUGGGAAACAGGGAAAAACAUAGGAAAACACGGGGAAACAGGGGAAAACGUAGAAAAACACCGAAAGACAGGGAGAAUCAGGGGAAAACAUAGGAAAACAUUGGAAAACAGGGAGAAACAUAGGAAAACACGGGGAGACAGGGGAAAGCGUAGAAAAACACCGAAAAACUGGGAGAAUCAUAGGAAAACAUAGAAAAACAGGGGAAAACCGGGAGAAUUAGGGGAAAACAUAGAAAAACACGGAAAAACAGGAAGAAUCAAGGAAAAACAUAG